CGCGGAAGGGACGGGAAAAGAAGCCGAGCCUCUCGCGGCCAGAGGGUGGAGGAAGGAGGAGGGUCGAAGCUGAAGAGAGCCUUAGAAUGGGCGAGGGAAUCGCCUCGGCGGCGGGUAGGUGCGAAAGCUCCUGCCACGGCUGUCUCUAGCCCCAGCGUCCCCUGUUGGGUAGUAAUUGUUGCUCUCGAAUAACAGAGGAGGAAAGUGGCGCCGAAAAAGCCAACUCUCCUUUCUUAUCCGGAAUCUGGCUAGAACUGUGCUGGGUUUUCGUUGGAUCGGGUUGGCGUUGGCGGGCGGGCGGGCGGGCGGCCCGAAGCGCGGAAAAAGCUGGAAGGGAAAAGAGGGAGCGGCCCGGGACGAAAAAAUAGAGACACUUCGGAGAUUUCGUGCAUUUCGAGUAUCUCUUGGAAAAACUGGAGACCUACGACCUCAGCUGAACGGGUGACAGUAGAGGGUCAGGAAGAGAACGGAUAAGUACUUUUAACUUGCAGUGAAGGGGUAGAAAGGGAGUAUACCUUUGGGUAUAAGGUGAGUGGAGCAGUCUGCCUUCUCAGCUCAGAAGAGCUCAGAAGCCAUUUUCAGCCUCCAUCUUAAAAAGGCAUCUUCCCCGCCAAUGAAGGAAGUGGAUCAUUUGACCACAUUACAUGCUUUUAUUUUCUCCAUGAAAUCUGAAGUUCAGAGAAAGUUUGGACAAAACAUUCAAGAUAAAGUUUUUCCCUCAUUUUCUGAACAAGUGGAUUUAACGUUCUUCAUUUUUACUUCUAACAUUGUUAUUUAGAGAAGAGAACAAUUGUUCAUCACUACAACAUUUUUAGUCUGGAAAUAUUUACUAUUAUCUAAAAGACAAUCAUACAUUAUAUUGGUCAUUUAAAUUUUUCGUAGAUUAUUGUCUGCAAUCUUUUAAUACAGAUUCUUGACAAUGCAUUGAUUUUACUACAUUUUUAACACAACCACCUCAAUGUUUAUUGAUGUACGAAUAUGAGAUUUAAAGUGGGGCAAAUUGAUUGCUCUCUUAAGCCAUUUCAGAGUGCAAUAAAUUGAAAUUCAGAUUAUGGCAGCAAGCUAUAAAAGAGUAAUAACAACAGUGAAUUGUUACAGCAGUGCUAUAAUAGAUAAUCAGCUUCAAAAUGUUGUGCAUUAUUGCACAGGGACAUGUCAAGUAUUCAAACAAGGAAUUAUGUGCAUAGUGGCCCACCACAGUGUUUGUGCAAAAUUACUUAAAGUUUCUACACCUAAUGUUAGAAAUUCAGAUUUGACCCACAGAUUUUCAAUGCCUGAAAAUUCCAUUGCUUUGCCUGGGGAUGAAGAUUAUCAUCAGCUCCUUCCUAGUAAUCCAAAACUAAAAAAAGGAUCUUCUGUUCAAAGCAGUGGAAAUCUAAAAGAUAUCACUGAAGAAGCCAUAAAUCUUGCUAGUGGAAAAAUAAAAGAAUUCUCAUUUGAAAAACUGAGAAAUUCUUCAAACCAGGCAAACUAUAGAAAAGGAAGAAAAGUUAAGUCAGACCAAUUCAGCAGAAGAUCACUAGAUUUUGACUUGAUUAGUGGAUCUUUCAGCAGUGAUGAAAUUUUGUCCCCUCCUAAUGGCGUUCUAAAUAAUUGUUCCCAUGAAGAAAAAUGGCAUGUCAGCAGCCCCUCGGUUAAGGAAAGUGGGAGUUCUAUAGUUCCAUUGCCUAUAGAAACUUUUCCUGAUGGCAAUUUUAUAACACAAAUUUUGGAAAAGCACAAACUGGAUGGUUCUUCCAGUGGAGAUAUUAAGAUGUGCUUAGAUAUCUUGCUAAAAUGCUCAGAGGACUUGAAGAAGUGUACAGAUAUAAUAAAGCAAUGCAUUAAGAAGAAAUCUUCAGGAAAUGUCAAUAGUGGAAACAAUAGUGAGUCCUUGGCCAAUUCUGAAAUAAUCUAUAUGAAUCUAAUGACAAGAUUUUCCUCUUACCUAAAACAGUUGCCUUUUGAAUUUAGACAUCCUGGUGACAUGGUAGAACUGAUUAAUUGUUUGUCUGCUUUGGAGCAAUCUCAUUUCUCCCCAAUAUUUGGCAAUGAGCAACCACCAAGAUAUGAAGAUGUUGUAACUUCUGCAUCAUCUGUAGCAAAGCAAUCAUUUCCCUCUAACUUAAAGAGAAUUCAGGAUAAUAAUGAUACAGAUUCCUCAACCAACCCUAUCCAAAUCCCUAGUGUAGAUGCAUUGCAGAACAAUAUAGAUUCUAGAAAUGAUUCUCAUGUACUACCUCAGUUACAAUUUCAAAAUCCUUCAGAUUGUGUUUUUCCCACAGAGUCUCUAUAUAUUGUAGAAGAAUCAGAUGGAAAAAAAGUAAGGGGAGGUGCAUCAAGUGUUCAGAGUAGAACAAUAAGUAGAGAUUCAGAGAGCAGCCAGGAGCAAGCUGAAUUGCUAAAUCCUUCUUUAGAACUUACUAAAACUUCACAUAAUGUUACAGAGCCUCUAUCAAAGGGUGAUCACUCCAUUUUAGCAGAUUCCAUUGAUCAAACCUUGAACUAUAAUGUUCAGGUCUCUAAAGAAGAGCUUAGAAAAAACAAUCAAGAAGAGAUAGAUAAACUUUUGUUGGAUUUGGAGAAUUUUUCACAAAAAAUGGAAAUUACACUGAGAGAAACUACGGUGGAGCAGACUGAUUCUAGAUAUUUGAAAAGUAGUGAUUUAACCAGUGAAGACAAAGGCAAAGAUUGUUUUUCUGAAGACAAAAGUGUGUCUUCUUCCUUAUCAAAACUUGUAGAAAUCAAUGGUCAUAAAAUGGAUGAAGAUGACAAAACUCUUUUAUUGCGUAUUUUGGGGAGUAUUGAAGACUUUGCCCAAGAACUAGUAGAAUUCCAAUUGGGCAAAGGAAGCCUAUCAAAAGAGAAAGAAGUGAUGCAUAUUCUUCAGGAAACUUUAGCCACACCUUCCACCACAGUUGACAAGCAGAGCUACAUAGAUACAGUGAAGAAAAAACCCGUGUCGCCAUUAAUUCAACAGAUGCCAGAGGUUAUCAAGGUCCAAAAUAAGCAAGAUAAAAAACCGGUGACACCAUCUCUAACUCCUACAAAUUCAACAAUCACCCCACAGUCUCUACUGUCUACAAAUAAAGAAACUGUUGGUGCUCCCUUGUCCAUAAACAUUCCAACUUUCUAUUUUCCCUAUGGACUUCCGAAUAUCUGCAAUAAUCAUGAUGAAAUUAUUACAAAAGUUGAAGCAGCCUUUUCAGAAUUUGAAGAUAAGAAAGUUCCCUAUAAUGAAAUGGGGAAAAUUAUAAAAAUAUGUGGCUGUCCCCUAUACUGGAAAGCUCCCAUGUUCAAUGCAUCUGGAGGAGAACAGACAGGAUUUGUAUCUGUACAUUCAUUUGUGGCCAUGUGGAGAAAGAUUCUACACAACUGUCAUGAUGAUGCAUCAAAAUUUAUUUGCCUUUUAGCAAAACCUAACUGUAACUAUCUGGAACAAGAAGAUUUCAUCCCAAUACUGCAGGAUAUAGUUGAAACUCAUCCAGGAUUGACAUUUCUAAAGGAUGCCCCGGAAUUUCAUUCCCGCUACAUUACUACGGUUAUUCAAAGAAUAUUUUACAUAGUGAAUAGAUCAUGGUCUAGAAAAAUAUCAUUAAUAGAGCUGAAGAAAAGCAACUUUCUGCAAACUCUAGCUCUCUUAGAAGAAGAAGAAGACAUUAAUCAAAUAACUGAUUAUUUUUCCUAUGAGCACUUCUAUGUUAUUUAUUGUAAAUUCUGGGAAUUGGACACUGAUCACGAUCUCUAUAUCAAUCAGAGUGAUUUGGCUAGAUACAAUGAUCAAGCUUUGUCAAGCAGAAUUAUAGAAAGAAUAUUCACUGGAGCUGUUCUUAGAGGAAGUCAAGAACAAAAAGAAAACCAGAUGAGCUAUGCAGACUUUGUGUGGUUUCUGAUCUCAGAAGAAGACAAAAGAUGCCUCACAAGUAUUGAGUAUUGGUUCCGAUGCAUGGAUUUAGAUGGGGAUGGCACACUAUCAAUGUAUGAACUUGAGUAUUUUUAUGAAGAACAGUGUGAGAGGAUGGAAUCUAUGGGCAUUGAGCCGUUGCCCUUCCAUGACCUGUUGUGCCAAAUGCUUGAUCUAGUAAAACCAGAAUAUGAGGGAAGAAUUACUCUACGAGAUUUGAAGAGAUGUAGAAUGGCUCAUGUAUUUUAUAAUACUUUCUUUAACCUUGAAAAGUAUCUGGACAAUGAACAACGGGAUCCCUUUGCUGUGCAAAAGGAUGUUGAAAAUGAUAGUCCAGAACCCUCUGAUUGGGACAGAUAUGCUGCUGAGGAAUAUGAAAUUCUUGUAGCUGAGGAGUCUGGCAGUGUACAGUUACAAGAAGGUUCCUUUGAAGAUGAUUAUGAAACAGAUGAAUUCUUAUCUAUGUCUGAAAUUGGAGAAAAGUCAGAUAAUUUAGUUAUUUCGCAUCUUUCAGCGUAAGAAUGGAGAUUUGCCCUCAAAGUCUACCAUUAUUAAACACAAGACUUCAGUUCUUACAUUUGAGGAAACAAUAAUGUUAUUUGAUAAAGUACCAACAUCUGAAACAAAAACAUAAUUAUGCAAGAUAUAUUAUUUGUUUCUCUAAUGUGAUAAUUUUCCUAACUAUUGGGGUAUACAUAGAAUUUGUGCAGACAUUCAUGGAACCUGUAAAGAAACAACAAAGACUGGAUAAAGGUGAACAGCUUCAUAUUUAUAUAUAAAAAAAGAAUUAAAAACAAUCAAUAAAUACUUGAGGAUUUUUUUCUAUUUUGGAUUAUUCCUCCUCCCUUUCUUAUUUAGAUGCUAUGUUCAGCUUCUUUCUUGUAUUACAAUAUAAUUGUAUACUAAUAUUCAGUUUUUUGAUGUAUCAGAAGUAACUGACAAUUUCUAGAUUAUUUCUAGCUGACUUCAGAUAUUUAUAUGCAUUAUAGAAUACUGAAUGAUAAUAAUAUGGAAUUUUCAAGAGUUUAUUUAAAUCUAGUAUCAAAUUCAUGUUUCUUUGGUUUAAAGUAUAAUAUAGAAAAGAGAUGGCCCGUUUGUUUUCAUAGUUGUUCUUCAUGGGGAUUUUGGGGGAUGUAAUUUUACUAGAAUUCUUCUCAAAAAGCAUUAAUGCUUUAAUAAAUGAACAAUCCCCCUCCAUAAAAGAGAAAUUGGAAUAUGUUUUCCAAACUUAAAUCAAAGAAGUGAAUGACCUAAAAUUUAUAGCUGAUAGAAAAGCCCUAUCAAAUUAAAGUAUUUUAAAUUGAAGUGUAGAAAAUGAAAAUCAAUUGACAAAAUGCGUACAAAACUCUUCCAAAAAUAAAAAAAAUCAGGUAAAAAAAUUAACAUUUACAAAAUAGGUCCUGGAAGAUGCAGGCAAUAUAUCUUAUUCCCUUACCCAUUAUUUUGAAUCUUGUUCUUAAAAAAAAAUAAGCUAAAAGGUAAUCCUCAUUUGUAUAAAGGAAACAUUUACAAUAAAUUCUUUAAAUGGUUCUUAGUGGUAUAAAAUUGGCUCCCUCUCAUGAGGCAGUAUAUUCCUCUCAGUGAAGGUCUUCAAAUGAAGACUGUAUGCCCACCUGUUGAAAAUGUUUUAGCAAAUCCAGCAGUGAGUAGGAGAUUGGACUUUCAAUCAGAGGUGUUUUCAUUUUAUGAUUCUGUGAUAAAACAAUGCCAUAGUGACAACAGAUACAAUCUGUUUAGAAGUGAUAAUGAAGUGGUAGAAAGCGUCUGCCUUUUAGGGUGAACAUUAAAGAAACAAGCAAUCAAGGAAUACAGUCUAGCACUUAGUAGCCAUGAAGACCUUAAAAAGAUACUUAGAUGCUAGGAUGUGUGCAUACCUACAGAGAUCAGAAUAGUGCAGGUAAUCAUAUUUCUGUGACAUUUUUCUGGAAGUGAAAAUUGUAAUUUGAAAUCAGACUAGUAAAGAGCAUUGCUUCUUUUGAACUUUUGUGUUGGAUAAGACUUGUUAGAAUACCAUGGACAGUCAGGAAAACAAACAACAAAUGGAUUAUGAAACAAUUGAAACCCAUAAUUCUCACCUGAGGUACAACUGAGUAGGUUCAAACUAUUCUACUUCAAAUGCAUCACUGAAAGACCUAGCUCUCUAGAGAAGAUGAAAAUGCUGUGAACGAUGGAAGGAAAUGAAAUACCAGCAGCAAGAUGGAUGAAUUUAGUUACAGUAGUGAUAGGUGCAUUAUUGGAAGACCUGAAGAAGCAGGUUAGGGACAGAUCAUCAUGGAAAAAUCUAUAUCGUCUCCAAGAGUUGACAAAAACUUGCUGGUGUAUAAUCAUCCAAUCAAUCAAUCAGCAUAUGCUAACAUUACAAGCAACGAACAGAAUACUGUAGUUUAAUACUGCAUAUAAGCAAAUGUUCCUGAUGAUGAAAUGAUUCAGUUCAGGAACCGAGAAAAUAGUCUACAACAAACACACUUUAAGUGGUAUUAUAUGUGAAUUGCAAAUGAGAAGACUUUUUGUGAAAAUACCUUUUUGUUCAGUCCUACAGGUUAAUUUUUUAAUGGAUGUUUUUCUAAGGCACCUGGUUCACCACCACCAAAAAUCUAUAUGAACAUGGCUGUCUGAAAAUGCUUCUGCAGCAGAUUUUAGUGCCAAUGUGUAUAAGGAUUUUUCUGUGUUCUGAAGGGAUUGGUGAUAAAUUUUUGUCCAUUUCUCAUGUGGUGAUAGAACAGCUUAAACUCAAUUUCCUUUGAAAGACAUGUUUUGCAUUCAUCUUUAAAGUACUGUUUUAAUUUAAGUGAUUGAAUAUGAGCAUACUUUGGGCAAAUUGAACAAGUUAGGAAUUACAAUGUUCAAUUCCUAAGUGCUUAGCUUAUUUCUGAUAACACAAUACUAAUAAUUGUGCAUUGUAAAAAUACACUAAAAGAUUUUAUUUUUCCUAUGUGUGUGUGUAUCCUUGAAUAUAUAUCUUGGGAAUUCUGGGUAGAAAGAUGAUGAUGAUACUGUAGUAGCAGAAUUAUAGUCAGUCUAACAUAUCAUUUACAGUUUAAUUUGCAUGCUAAAGAUUUGAAGUAAGUUGGGCUUGAGGGUUCCCUUUUAAUGCCAUCAGACAACUAUGAAAUAUCUACAGUAACAAUGUGUUAAGAGUUGAUAUUAGUAUUUAUCUAGCUUGUUAAGUUAGAAUAUAAUUUUCAUUUUGACUAUGAAAGUUUUGCCCCAUAGCCCCAAGUAGAUUAACAAUUUUCUGGGUUAUAAAUCUGUGCAAAAGGUUCAAAGCAAUUGAAGGGAAAAAUUCAAAUUCAGUAUCCAGCAGAUUCCAGCUAUUUUUUAAAAAAGCCAUAAUCUGAAAGCCUGGAGGACUAUUACUAAUGAAUUUAUAUAAUAUUCAUCUGGAAGGACCUAUUGCAUAAGAUAAAUUCUACUAUGAUGUACAUUUUUUACACUACCAAAUAUUUUUCAAUAAAAUCCUAUAUAGUUGAAAGAAAAUUUUAUUUCAAAGACUUAGUCUAUUAGUCUAUUGCACCUAGAGCUUAUUGCACCUUUUAAAAAAAAAUAAAUUUUAUCCUGGUAUGAUUAUCGUAGUACUAAUAUUUUUAAUAGUGCUAUGUGCACUUUAAAAAUGUUUUUUCUCCAAAGAUUGCUAAUAGGCAGCCUUGAACAUAUCUGUUAUAAAAUGUCUGCAAUUUUAAAAAUAUCAUAUUUGUUAUAAUCAAGUCCUACCUUAGCCCUGAAAGGCAACUGGGUGACUUUGGAUCAGUCACUUAUAACCCAAUCCAUCUCUCAGGGUUGUUAUUGUGGGGAAAAUUGAAGGAAGAAGGUGUGUUAGAUAUAUUUACCAACUUCAGUUAUUUGUAAAAUAAAAAUAAAAAAUAAUCAGAAGUAUUCUAGAACUAGAACUAGAAAAUGUAAC
Pseudonaja textilis is the source of this 7784-nucleotide messenger RNA. NCBI's taxonomy places the organism in Eukaryota, Metazoa, Chordata, Lepidosauria, Squamata, Elapidae. The record is from RefSeq and is a predicted model, not a curated record.